CAGUACAUUUUCGCAACCACGGGUGCGUAAGCCGAAAUAUGAGUACAUUCACACAAACAAAAUCAAAACACAGAUCAAUAUUGCGAAUUGACACUAAUUUUUACUGACCGUUUGAGGAUUUAACUCUCAUAUUGAUUGUGUGAGGGCCGCUUUAUACACUUACAUUACAUGGAUUUUUAUCUUGGAUCAUAAACUAGCGUAUGAUCUAAGAUUAUUAUCGAGAUUAUACCACAGAAUUCUGUGAUUAUACUGUAAAGAACUGUUAUCUUGAUAUUGUGAUAGUGUAUCGGUUGUUGACAGCCGUUAAACGUUGGAAUUAGUCAUAUAGGAAAAAGUAUGGAUAUUGAUUAUUAACUAACUGUCGAAGUAUUUAUAAAUGUUUUAAAUUGCAUUUUGUUACCAUACUGCUACACGAAUUUUCAGAUUUGUAGUUUGGAUUGUAUGUUUCCAUUUAUAUUGUGAUUAGCUAUAAUAAUAAAGAUAAAUUACAAUGGAAUAUGAUACUAGAUCUACAAUUAUACAUCAAGAAAAUUAUCCAGUUGAAAAUCAUGUAAAUAACAAUAAUUUUACUAUAUUUGAUAAGAAUUUGAUGAGAAUUAAUAAAAAACUUAGAAGUGUUAAUGAAUAUUACACUCCAAAAUUCAAUCAUGUUAUUGAAAACCAUUCCAAUGUCAAAGAAAACAAGGAUCUCACUGAACCUCAUAAAGAAGAAAAUGACCAGUCUAUAAAUAUGUUUAAUGAAUUUCACAAGAUUGCAAUGAAUGAAUUUGAAUCCAGGAGAAAAAUGCAAGUACAAAGUAAGUUAAAUAAAAAAUUUACUAAUUGGGAAUGUAAAAGAAGAGAAUAUGCUAGUAUAGCAAAAGGUAUUGAUGAAAAAUUUAAAUAUUCACCAUAUAAAACGUUAGUAAUUGAUAGAAAUUACAGUAAAAAAUUACAAGAUAAUGAUAAUGAUCAGUUUCAAAGUAGAUUACUUGAAGAACAAAGUAAAUUAAUUGAUCAAAAAACAAAAAGUAUUAAAUUUGCUUUAGUUCUAAAUAAUGCAUCAAAUUUGUUAAACAAAAUUAAAAUUUUAUUUAGCAAUAAUCAUAUUUCACCACAGUUACAAUUACUUAAUAAACAAUACAUGGUAUAUGAAAGUGAUGUACAAAAACUUAAAAAUCAGUCUGGUAAUUCUUUUGAAUGUGAUUUAUUAGCUCUUAAUCAACUUUUUCAAAAUAUUGAAGUACUCUAUAAUGAAUUAGUAAAAAAUAUUGAAAAUAUUUCUUUGAAAUCUGAUAGUCCUGAAAAUGAAAAGAAUAAUUUAUCAUCUAAGAAUUUUGAGUUUAAAAUUAAUGAAAAUAAUGAUGAAUACAUAGAUAAUUUAGAAAGUAAUCCUUUUAAAUCUGAAGAAACAAAAUCUGAAAUACAAAAUUUUACAUUUAAAGUAGAUGAUAACUCUGAAAUUAAAUCUGAUGAAUUCUUUACAUUUAAGUUCAAGACUAAUGAAAAGGAAGACGAUACCAUUAUCUCAAAUUUUUCAUUUAAAAUUGAAGAUCUAAGACAUAAGGAAAUUAAAAACAACACCAAGUCUUAUAAUUUUGAAACUGAUUAUAAACAAUUUAUUGAAAAUCAUCUAGAACUACAGCAAUAUUUGAAACAAAUUGAAAAGUCAUAUUCAUCUUUUCUUCACGAUGAUAAUUUGAAAUCUUUAAGACAAGAGUUAAUUAAAUCAAUUAAUACCCCAGUUAAUAGUAUAUCUUCAGUUUCUUCAUGGCAUAUGAAAGAUAAAUUUGAUAAACUUGAUGCAUUAUUGAAUUGUAAAACUGUGAAAACUGGUAACUCUACUGUAUCAGCAAAUAGUCAUCCAGAUGCGUUAAUAUUUUGUAAAGAUACAUUGGCUAAAAAAAUCAUUAAUAUAGGAGAACAAGUUGCUAGCGUGAAAACGGAAACAGCUUUCGAAGUUGCAUCAAUUGUUACAGAGCUUUGGAAAAUCCAUCCAGAUUUUGGUAUACUACUAUACUCUAGAUUUAAACAAAAGUGUCCUUGUCUUAUUCCAUAUAAUGCUGCAAAAACAAAUGAAGAAACUGACGAGGAGUACUAUAAAUCUUUAUGUUAUAACUAUACAAAUGGAGUUGUUGAAAAACAGGAUAAGUAUGUUAAAAGAAUGACUGGAAUCAUAAGAUUAUUUGCAGCAAUUAUAGUCACUGAAACUAAAAGUGGUAAAGUAUUGGGUAUUGGACAAGCCUGGAUGCUAAUUGCAGCAACUGUAAAUUUAGUUCCCCAAUUAGAUGUAACAGCAGUUUUUUUACACGAAAUGCUUGUAAUUACUGGUUAUAACCUCAAAAAAGCCUAUGGAAGACAGUUCAUGAAAAUGUUACAAUAUAUAAAUUCUAAUUAUUUGAAAAAAAUUGAUGAAGUUACACCAGUUGGUUGUGGAGGGCCAGUACAGAGAUUAAAAACAUUUAUCUCAAAAGUUAUUGAAGUAGGCUAUAUUGAAAAACCAAAGGGUAUAAUUCCAUAUAAAUUUUGGUGAUAAAAAUAGUAUAUUGAAUUUUUGUCAAUGUUUUUGUAAAAUUAUUGUUAAAAUUAAAUGUUGGAUUUUAACCAAAAUUUGUUCCUAGUAAUGUAAAUCCAUUUUGUUAAAGAAUACUUCGUAAUCAUUGUUUUCUAAUAGUUACUAACUGAAAUAGUAUUAAAUAUACAUUAUGCACAACAAACCAUAUUAACAUAAUGUGUAUAAUAUUUUAGUAUUUUAGAAAAAUUAAUAUUUUCAGUUUUUGAACUUUAGUAAGUGGCAGAUAUCAUAUAGUUGCUAAAACAACAUUUAAAAAUUGAUAAAAUUAUGUCCUAUGUCGGGUUGCACCAAAUAUUUAUACAGGGAUAAACUUGUUUAACUGUAGUUAAAAUAAAAUCUGUUGCAUAGACCAUGUUCUAAAUUUUAUCUGUUGUUAAAAUAUACUUUAUCAGCAGUUAAAUUAGAGGCUGAUUUAUCGCUGUAUAAAAUGUUAUGUAUGGUUAAAAUGUAUUAUUAAUGUUUGUGGCCAUUAUCUAAUGUUGAUAAAUAUAUUAUAAGGUGAAUAAAUAUACAUAAGUUUUCAUUUCGAGGGGCAAUGGCGUAUUUUCAAUUUUUUCUGGGGAGCAUGGGCGCCCGCAGGGGGGGGCCAAAGGGGCCAUUUCCCCUACUGGGAAUUUUUGUUUCAAAACUAUUGUUAAUUUAAUACCACGCAUAUUAAUUAUAACAUAAUUUUAUUGAGAUCCA
Sipha flava (yellow sugarcane aphid) is the source of this 3238-nucleotide messenger RNA. RefSeq names its product nucleoporin GLE1-like. Bases 491 to 2512 code for a protein of 673 amino acids. Gene Ontology annotation, molecular function: phospholipid binding; translation initiation factor binding; inositol hexakisphosphate binding. Gene Ontology annotation, biological process: poly(A)+ mRNA export from nucleus; regulation of translational termination; regulation of translational initiation. The transcript is spliced from 2 exons. NCBI's taxonomy places the organism in Eukaryota, Metazoa, Arthropoda, Insecta, Hemiptera, Aphididae. Gene Ontology annotation, cellular component: nuclear pore cytoplasmic filaments; cytoplasm; nuclear pore. The record is from RefSeq and is a predicted model, not a curated record.